AAUUGUUCAAUUUCGUUCGAUCAGAUUAUGCUCUCUCCCUUGGAAUCAAACAUUUCAAACAACAACGAGUACAAGUACACUUUCGACAACAACUUCUUCUUCUCCAUUACUAAAUGACGUGAAUCUUUUGGUGUUGAUGGAAUCACUUUUCUUUUCUCUCCUGUUGUUGUUCUAACUUCGUAGCAGUAUUCUGGUACGAAAAGUAGCGAAAAAAUUUAUGAACCGUUUAGGUGAUUGAAAUACAAGAAAAUAAUCGAUGAUAAUAAUACAUACAAUAUUUUUCUCUUUUAGUUCCACAAUUAUUAGAAAUGAUGGUUGAUUUAGAUGAUGAUAAAGAAUGGUCAACUAAAGACACGAUUGAAGACGAGGAAGAUGAUAGCAAUGCUGUAAUUGGUGAAAGUUCGUUAGAUCGACUUGCAUGUGCUCUGGGUGGAAAAACUAUGUUACAAUAUAGUGUUUCUGCUGUACAAACAAUGUUACAGAAUCGUAAGUGUCUAAAAUGUCUUUUUAUCAAAUUAUGUCUUCAGCUGAUUGGCGUUAUCGUCAUGCCGGCUUGA
Molecule: messenger RNA, 557 nt
Organism: Didymodactylos carnosus
Lineage: Eukaryota; Metazoa; Rotifera; Eurotatoria; Philodinida; Philodinidae
Source: the annotation of a GenBank genome assembly